UUUCUAAUAUUCACCAUACUAAGUUCACAAAAUUAACCAAAUGGCUUCACGUAGCAACUUUUUUCUUUAUGGUUACCUUUUUUUGGUCCUCGCUGCAACAGCUUCUUCUUCUACACUAUCUCCCUCUUUUUAUGAUAGAGUUUGUCCCAAUGCUUUACAAACUAUCAAACGAGUUGUUGAAGAUGCAGUCUCCAGAGAACGACGCAUGGGUGCUUCUUUAUUGCGUCUGCACUUCCAUGACUGUUUUGUUAAUGGAUGUGAUGCUUCAAUUCUUUUGGAUCCUUCUCCCACCAUUGAUAGUGAAAAAAAUGCCAUCCCUAAUGCAAAUUCUGCGAGAGGAUUUGAAGUUAUUGAUCAAAUUAAGUAUGAGGUCGACAAAGCCUGCGGCGGUGCAGUGGUCUCUUGCGCAGAUAUAUUAGCAGUUGCAGCCCGUGAUUCUGUUGUUGCGCUUGGUGGCCCAACAUGGAAGGUGCAACUGGGGAGGAGAGACUCAACCACAGCUAGCAGAAUUGCAGCAGAAACUGACCUCCCAUCACCAUUUGCAGACCUUCCAGUGCUCAUUAAUGGCUUCAAGAAGCAAGGUCUUGACGAGAAAGACCUUGUUGUUCUAUCUGGUGCUCAUACUUUAGGUUUCUCACAGUGCGGUGCUUUCAAGAAGAGGAUCUACAAUGAAACUAAUAUUGAUCCAUAUUUUGCACAAAAACGAAGAGCAACUUGUCCACCCGAUGGAGGUAAUACAAAUCUUGCACCUCUAGACCCAACACCUGCACGCUUUGACAUUGCAUACUUCACCAACUUGAGAAAGAAGAGAGGGCUUCUUCAUUCUGAUCAAGAGCUCUUCAAUGGCGGCUCUACUGAUGAGCUUGUGAAUAUUUAUAGCUAUAAUCCACGAGCUUUCUGGAAAGAUUUUGCCAACUCUAUGAUUAAGAUGGGGAAUAUAAAAACGUUGACUGGAAAUCAAGGCCAAGUUCGUUUGAACUGCAAGAUGGUGAACUGGUGAGAAAUCAUCUCUGAACACCACCGAUUACGAGAAUGAUCUUCCUUGAUUUCGUUUUUUUUUUUUUUUAAUUUUUGAACGAUUCUUUGAUUUAGUUUUUGUUAAGUUCAUGGUUUUGUCCAUCUCUUCUUCAGAGAAACACACCUAGGAGAGAACGUAAAAAACUGAGGAAGUUGAAUUCGUGAAAUUGUAUUUAUCAAAUAUCCAUUGCAAUUGUAUGUAUUUGUGUUUAUUGAAUAAAAUUUUCU
Messenger RNA from Manihot esculenta (cassava), 1245 nucleotides. RefSeq names its product cationic peroxidase 1. Gene Ontology annotation, molecular function: heme binding; peroxidase activity. The coding region runs from base 41 to 1000 and encodes 319 amino acids. The record is from RefSeq and is a predicted model, not a curated record. Gene Ontology annotation, biological process: response to oxidative stress; hydrogen peroxide catabolic process. The transcript has 3 exons. Lineage: Eukaryota; Viridiplantae; Streptophyta; Magnoliopsida; Malpighiales; Euphorbiaceae.